Drosophila erecta is the source of this 668-nucleotide messenger RNA. RefSeq names its product tctex1 domain-containing protein 2. NCBI's taxonomy places the organism in Eukaryota, Metazoa, Arthropoda, Insecta, Diptera, Drosophilidae. Gene Ontology annotation, biological process: microtubule-based movement. The record is from RefSeq and is a predicted model, not a curated record. Gene Ontology annotation, molecular function: dynein intermediate chain binding. Bases 70 to 585 code for a protein of 171 amino acids. Gene Ontology annotation, cellular component: cytoplasm; cytoplasmic dynein complex. The transcript has a single exon.
UUCACUUCUCGGUUAUUCCAACAGAAACAUAGCGAUUGAACGAAACACUGCGAUACAAAUAUCGCAAAAAUGUCGACAAGUAGACCCAAAGCCAUGUCGACUGGAAAGGACUUCAUUCGAGCGUCCGCGGUCAGCGGAGACAGCCGAUCCGAUGGAAUGUCCCAUAGUGACUCCGACGACGAAUGGGAGCCCGGAAACGAGGACAAGCCGGCAUCUGAUGUCACCAUCUACAACGCCUACAACAUGGGACCAGCCUUCGGCAAGAAGUUCCCAUUGCCGUACAUUCGCCUGCUGGUGGCCCAAGUGGUCAGGGACAAGCUGGCCAACAAGAGCUACAAUCAGUCGGAAGCUCUUAAAUGGAGCCGCGAGGUCGCCGAUGAUAUCAACAUUAAGAUGAAGGGUCGCGGCUCUUCUCCGAGGUACAAGCACGUGGUGAACAUAAUGCUGUAUCAGCAGACCGGAGCCGGUUGUUUCUAUGGCGCUCGCGCCAUUUGGGAUGAGCUGUCUGAUAAUUACGUAACAUUCACCUACGACGGUGGCAGUUUUGUCUGCAUUGCUGCCGUUUUUGGUUGCUAUCAGUACUAAGUAGAAGGCAAAAGAAAUUGUUCAGUAUUGCGUUGGGUAUACAAUGGAAUAAAAUAGCAAUAGCAAAUUGCAAUUGAAAAUGA